UUUAGCCUAGACGAGAGGUGCUUGCGUUACGACGCCAUUCCCGGUUAAAUUUGAUUCGAAGUUUAUUACGCAGGCCAUCCACGCCUUGGCAAAUACGAUAAAUAUGUCCAAAUCGUUCCUGGUGGAUUCUUUGAUUUUGAAGCAACCCGGCCCUAAGCAGACGGCAGUUUCGCAUCCGCAGUAUGGAGGGUUUACGGCCGCACACCAACAUCACCAACAUCGGCUGGUUGAGAGGCAGCUGUUGGAUUCCUGCGGAUUUCCCCAAGGUCCACCAAAUAUCUACGGGACGUGUUGUCCACUCUGCGUCCAUCCAGCGACCGCAGCGUCUAUCACAGCGUCCAUCCCACCACUGCCCGCUAGAACUACUGCUCAUCAUCACCACCAUCGUCAAUUAGUCGGACACUUGACCGCUGGUCAACCGCCACGCAAUUUACAUCACGCUGUGAGGCCGGCGAUGUCCUCCCCGAAGCUGUCGUCGACUCCGUCGCCGCCACGCCCAGAGGUUGCCAUGGAAGAACGUUACAAACGCGUGCAAGAGGCGAAGUUUCGCUACUUACAAAUGGUAAUCGUUUCAGACACCAAUGGCAAAGCAGACGAUCUUCCCAGUAGCAAGAGGAUAAGAACCGCAUUUACGAGUACACAGCUUCUGGAGCUUGAGCGCGAAUUUUCUGGCAAUAUGUAUUUGACACGUCUCCGAAGAAUCGAGAUAGCCACUUACCUAAAUCUUUCGGAAAAACAGGUGAAAAUCUGGUUUCAAAAUCGACGCGUGAAACAAAAGAAAGAGAUCGAGGGGACGGCGGAGACGACCGAAAAAUGCCGAUGCCUACGGACGUGUCCGACGCGACAGCGAGGUGGCGAGAAUGACGUCAUCCAUGACCACGAUCACCUCUUAGACUAG
Molecule: messenger RNA, 898 nt
Organism: Lingula anatina
Lineage: Eukaryota; Metazoa; Brachiopoda; Lingulata; Lingulida; Lingulidae
Product: GS homeobox 1-like
Biological process (GO): regulation of DNA-templated transcription
Cellular component (GO): nucleus
Molecular function (GO): DNA-binding transcription factor activity, RNA polymerase II-specific; sequence-specific double-stranded DNA binding
Source: RefSeq, a predicted model, not a curated record